AUGGCUCCCUCAAGUAGCGCGCUCGUCGCUCAACUCAAAAAGUCCGUAAAACACAUUUUCGACACGGAUCGAGAGCAAUUGAGUGUGAAGAAAGUGCGAAGUGCGGUUGAAGAGGAACUAGAUCUUGAAAAUGGAUUUUUCUUGAGCCCAGAAUGGAAGGAUAAAUCGAAGCAGAUUAUAAAGGAACAUGUCGAACAUCUUGAUACUCUUGAAGAAGCCGGAGCUUUACCCGUCGCAGAACCUACGCCAGAAAAGAAGAAGAAGCCCGCGCCCGUACCAAGGAAAGUGGCACCUUCCAAAAAGCGCGCACAGAAGCCUAUGUCAGCAGAAAAAGCACGACCUGCGAAAAGACAAAAGAAACAAGCAACACCAUCAGACGAGGACGACGUUUCUGCGAGCAGUAUCCUAAGCGAUGCGCCAUCCGACGGGAGUGAAGACUUUGGCGAUUCGGAUGCCAGCGAGGCGCCGAAACCAAAGAAGAAGAUAGCGCGGAAGUCCAAGACACCAGUCAAGAAAGGCGGCCAGAAAAGGAAGCAGGACAAUUCAGACGAGGAGGAGGAUGAUAGUGAGAGUUCAUUAGCAGACUCGGAAAGUGACGCCCCACCUACGAAGAAGCAGCCACCCGUCAAGAAGUCCAAACAGAAAACAAAACCUACCAAAUCAAAUGCCAAAGUCGAAGAGUCUGGAGCCGAGGAGGAAAGUUCCGCACUUACCACACCAUCUGAUUCUGAGAGCGGGCCAGCGAAGAAGCCAAUACCGGCACCCCAGUCUCCAAAAUCAGCCAAAAAGAAGCAACCAACCACCAAACCCACCGCCGAAGAUUCUGACGACGAUACCGCGACAAAAGUAGAAGUCGCAGAAAAAGAAGAAAAGGCAAACGCCUCUGACUCCUCUGAAAUGUCCGUAGUAAUCGACGAAGGCCCAAAACCAAAACGCAAACGCGCCUCCAAAUCCGCAGAACCCAAAUCUAAAUCCAAAUCCACCGACGCCAAAGCUAAACCAAGCAAACCCACCGAAAAGACCCUCUCCCCCGCCGAAGAACAGAUCAAAACCCUGCAAUCCCACCUCCUCAAAUGCGGGGUCCGCAAAAUAUGGGCCUUUGAACUAAAAUCCUACGGCGAGGAUAAUAAUGCGAAAAUCAAACAUUUGAAGGAUAUGUUGAGGGAUGUGGGUAUGGUCGGGCGGUUUAGUGAGAGUAGAGCGAGGGAGAUUAAGGAGAUGAGGGAGCUGCAGAAGGAUUUGGAGGAUGUGAAGGAGGGGGAGAAGAAUUGGGGGAUGGAGAGUGGGAGGGCAAGUCGAAGUAAAGCAGUCGGGAAGAGUUUAGGGAAGGGGGAGAGUGAGGAGGGGGGUGGGGACAGUGAGGAUGAGGAGGAGGAAGUGGUGAGCAGACCCGCGAAGAGGGCGGCUGAUUUGGCGUUUUUGGGGAGCGAGAGUGAGAGUGAUUAG
Glarea lozoyensis ATCC 20868 is the source of this 1446-nucleotide messenger RNA. RefSeq lists its product as uncharacterized. Bases 1 to 1446 code for a protein of 481 amino acids. Lineage: Eukaryota; Fungi; Ascomycota; Leotiomycetes; Helotiales; Helotiaceae. The record is from RefSeq and is a predicted model, not a curated record. The transcript has 2 exons. Gene Ontology annotation, cellular component: nucleus.